AUGGUGAUAAUGGUAUUCUUUCGAGCUGAAUUGGAGCUGUUAAGGAUUGAUUGUAAGGAUAUAUUUGGGACGAAAUCCGCGCCUGUGGAGCAUGGGAUCGCUCUAAAGAGGUUGAAAGAAUGCCAUAGGAGACAUGUUGAGCUGGUCAAAUACGCUCGUCUCUUUGAUUCCUGCUUAUCCCCAAUAAUGUUACUAUACAUGUUUGUCUGUUCAGUAAUGUUGUGUGUCACAGCUUACCAAAUCACUGUCGGCAAACGAGCAGACGGCUUACCUGAUGGUAAACAAUCAGCGCCGCCCAUGGACACCCACAACACAGCGGAGUGCGUUGCCGACCUUUUAUGGAUUAGGGAUUUGGGAGAUUUAGAGAUUGGGGAGGGAUUUGGGGAGUGGAAGGAUUGA
Messenger RNA from Spodoptera exigua (beet armyworm), 399 nucleotides. Lineage: Eukaryota; Metazoa; Arthropoda; Insecta; Lepidoptera; Noctuidae. The record is from the annotation of a GenBank genome assembly.